Phodopus roborovskii (desert hamster) is the source of this 608-nucleotide messenger RNA. Its product is annotated as 60S ribosomal protein L29-like. The transcript has a single exon. The record is from RefSeq and is a predicted model, not a curated record. NCBI's taxonomy places the organism in Eukaryota, Metazoa, Chordata, Mammalia, Rodentia, Cricetidae. Bases 27 to 485 code for a protein of 152 amino acids. Gene Ontology annotation, biological process: cytoplasmic translation. Gene Ontology annotation, molecular function: structural constituent of ribosome. Gene Ontology annotation, cellular component: ribosome; cytosolic large ribosomal subunit.
CGGGUGCCGCUGGAUACCGUUCAGACAUGGCCAAGUCCAAGAACCACACCACACACAACCAGUCCCGGAAAUGGCACAGAAAUGGCAUCAAGAAACCCCGAUCGCAAAGAUACGAAUCUCUUAAGGGGGUUGACCCCAAGUUCCUGAGGAACAUGCGCUUUGCCAAGAAACACAACAAGAAAGGCCUGAAGAAGAUGCAGGCAAACAACGCCAAGGCAGUGAGUGCACGCGCAGAGGCCAUCAAGGCUCUUGUGAAGCCCAAGGUGGUAAAACCCAAGAUGCCAAAGGGUCCUGGCUGCAAACUCAGCCAUCUGGCUUUCAUCGCUCACCCCAAGCUUGGGAAGAAGAUUAGAAAGUACAUGGCCAAGGAUCAUAGGCUCUGCCAACCAAAGCCCAAGGUUCAAACCAAGGCAGAGGCCUCGGCUCCAUCAAAGGCCCAGGCUGCAGCUCCAGCUCAGGCUCCCAAAGGCGCCAAGGCCCCGUAGAAAUGGUUUCUGCCACUGUGAAGACAGAUGGACUGGUGUGACACAUCUACACACUAUCUGCAGAUGACCUGUGCCCUAUGCUGUUUUUACAAAUAAACUUGAGGCAAGAUCUGUUAAAAAAAA